Molecule: messenger RNA, 6278 nt
Organism: Plectropomus leopardus (leopard coralgrouper)
Lineage: Eukaryota; Metazoa; Chordata; Actinopteri; Perciformes; Serranidae
Source: RefSeq, a predicted model, not a curated record
CCGUGUAGUCACACAAUGGCUGUGCACAAGUGGAUCUGCGUGUUGACUUUAGCAAGCCUUUUAUCUGCAGAGUCACAUGCUCAACUUGAUGUAUGUGGCACUGCUCCCUUGAACAACAGGAUAGUCGGAGGUCAAGAUGCACAACCUGGAAGUUGGCCAUGGCAAGCGAGUGUGCAGAUAUUUGGUGGCCAUUUUUGUGGUGGUUCCCUUAUAAACAAAGAGUGGGUGAUGUCUGCUGCUCACUGCUUCUCCAGCUCAGAGCCAGGAGGAUGGAGCAUAUCGUUAGGUCGUCAGAACCUGCAGGGCAACAACCCAAACGAAGUGUCCAUAACUGUUGCUGAGAUCGUGCUACACCCAGGUUAUGACAGUUCCACCAGCGACAACGACAUUGCUCUGCUCAGACUCUCCUCAGCAGUCACAUUCACAGACUACAUCAGACCUGUGUGUCUGGCAGCCAGUGACAGUGUGUUCAACAACGGGACUGAUAGCUGGGUCACUGGCUGGGGCGCGGUCCAGGAGGGAGUACCCCUUCCCUUCCCUGGAACUCUGCAAGAAGUGGAGGUGCCAGUUCUGGGGAACAGACAGUGUAACUGUCUCAAUGGAGUCGGCACAGUCACAGACAACAUGAUCUGUGCUGGUGUUCUGGCAGGAGGCAAAGACUCAUGUCAGGGUGACUCAGGAGGUCCGAUGGUGAACAAGCAGGGCCCCGUCUGGAUCCAGUCUGGAAUAGUUAGUUUUGGGUUUGGCUGUGCUCGGCCCAAUCUGCCGGGAGUGUACGCCAGAGUGUCCAGAUACCAGUCCUGGAUCGACUCCCACAUCAGCUCUGACAAGCCAGGCUUUGUCCGCUUCACCUCCAGUGGGCUGGAUGCUGACAGCAGCUACACCUGUCCUGGUCUGCCAGCUCCUGCUGUUACUCUUCCUGCUACUGCAGGACCAGAUGUUACAGCCACAGAGCCAGUAUCCGAAACCACAGUUCAUGCAUAUACCACACCCAGUGCUGAAUUGUGUGGCAUCACUCCCCUGAACAACAGGAUAGUUGGAGGUGAAGACGCUCCAGCUGGAAGUUGGCCCUGGCAGGUUAGUCUGCAGAGAUUUGGCAGCCAUGUUUGUGGUGGUUCCCUCAUCAACAGAGAGUGGGUGAUGUCUGCUGCUCACUGCUUCUCCAGCACAAGUACUUCUAGAUGGCAGGUUUCUCUGGGUCGUCAGAACCUGCAGGGCAACAACCCAAACGAAGUGUCCAGAAGUGUUGCUGAGAUCGUGCUACACCCAGGUUAUGACAGUUCCACCAGCGACAACGACAUUGCUCUGCUCAGACUCUCCUCAGCAGUCACAUUCACAGACUACAUCAGACCUGUGUGUCUGGCAGCCAGUGACAGUGUGUUCAACAACGGGACUGAUAGCUGGGUCACUGGCUUUGGCGCUGUCCAGGAGGGAGUGUCAUUACCGUUCCCUGAAACUCUGCAAGAAGUGGAGGUGCCAGUUCUGGGGAACAGACAGUGUAACUGUCUCAAUGGAGUCGGUACAGUCACAGACAACAUGAUCUGUGCUGGUGUUCUGGCAGGAGGCAAAGACUCAUGUCAGGGUGACUCAGGAGGUCCGAUGGUGAACCAGCAGGGCCCCGUCUGGAUCCAGUCUGGAAUAGUUAGUUUUGGUUUUGGCUGUGCUCGGCCCAAUCUGCCGGGAGUGUACGCCAGAGUGUCCAGAUACCAGUCCUGGAUCGACUCCCACAUCAGUUCUGAUAAGCCAGGCUUUGUCCGCUUCACCUCCAGUGGGCUGGAUGCUGACAGCAGCUACACCUGUCCUGGUCUGCCAGCUCCUGCUGUUACUCUUCCUGCUACUGCAGGACCAGACACAACUAUAGAUUCAGGAUCCACAGCAUCAAGUGCUGAAUUGUGUGGCAUCACUCCUCUGAACAACAGGAUAGUUGGAGGUGAAGACGCUCCAGCUGGAAGUUGGCCCUGGCAGGUUAGUCUGCAGAGAUUUGGCAGCCAUGUUUGUGGUGGUUCCCUCAUCAACAGAGAGUGGGUGAUGUCUGCUGCUCACUGCUUCUCCAGCACAAGUACUUCUAGAUGGCAGGUUUCUCUGGGUCGUCAGAACCUGCAGGGCAACAACCCAAACGAAGUGUCCAGAAGUGUUGCUGAGAUCGUGCUACACCCAGGUUAUGACAGUUCCACCAGCGACAACGACAUUGCUCUGCUCAGACUCUCCUCAGCAGUCACAUUCACAGACUACAUCAGACCUGUGUGUCUGGCAGCCAGUGACAGUGUGUUCAACAACGGGACUGAUAGCUGGGUCACUGGCUUUGGUGCAGUCCAGGAGGGAGUGUCAUUACCGUUCCCUGAAACUCUGCAAGAAGUGGAGGUGCCAGUUCUGGGGAACAGACAGUGUAACUGUCUCAAUGGAGUCGGCACAGUCACAGACAACAUGAUCUGUGCUGGUGUUCUGGCAGGAGGCAAAGACUCAUGUCAGGGUGACUCAGGAGGUCCGAUGGUGAACCAGCAGGGCCCCGUCUGGAUCCAGUCUGGAAUAGUUAGUUUUGGUUUUGGCUGUGCUCGGCCCAAUCUGCCGGGAGUGUACGCCAGAGUGUCCAGAUACCAGUCCUGGAUCGACUCCCACAUCAGCUCUGAUAAGCCAGGCUUUGUCCGCUUCACCUCCAGUGGGCUGGAUGCUGACAGCAGCUACACCUGUCCUGGUCUGCCAGCUCCUGCUGUUACUCUUCCUGCUACUGCAGGACCAGACACGACUAUAGAUUCAGGAUCCACAGCAUCAAGUGCUGAAUUGUGUGGCAUCACUCCUCUGAACAACAGGAUAGUUGGAGGUGAAGACGCUCCAGCUGGAAGUUGGCCCUGGCAGGUUAGUCUGCAGAGAUUUGGCAGCCAUGUUUGUGGUGGUUCCCUCAUCAACAGAGAGUGGGUGAUGUCUGCUGCUCACUGCUUCUCCAGCACAAGUACUUCUAGAUGGCAGGUUUCUCUGGGUCGUCAGAACCUGCAGGGCAACAACCCAAACGAAGUGUCCAGAAGUGUUGCUGAGAUCGUGCUACACCCAGGUUAUGACAGUUCCACCAGCGACAACGACAUUGCUCUGCUCAGACUCUCCUCAGCAGUCACAUUCACAGACUACAUCAGACCUGUGUGUCUGGCAGCCAGUGACAGUGUGUUCAACAACGGGACUGAUAGCUGGGUCACUGGCUUUGGUGCAGUCCAGGAGGGAGUGUCAUUACCGUUCCCUGAAACUCUGCAAGAAGUGGAGGUGCCAGUUCUGGGGAACAGACAGUGUAACUGUCUCAAUGGAGUCGGCACAGUCACAGACAACAUGAUCUGUGCUGGUGUUCUGGCAGGAGGCAAAGACUCAUGUCAGGGUGACUCAGGAGGUCCGAUGGUGAACCAGCAGGGCCCCGUCUGGAUCCAGUCUGGAAUAGUUAGUUUUGGGUUUGGCUGUGCUCGGCCCAAUCUGCCGGGAGUGUACGCCAGAGUGUCCAGAUACCAGUCCUGGAUCGACUCCCACAUCAGCUCUGAUAAGCCAGGCUUUGUCCGCUUCACCUCCAGUGGGCUGGAUGCUGACAGCAGCUACACCUGUCCUGGUCUGCCAGCUCCUGCUGUUACUCUUCCUGCUACUGCAGGACCAGACACGACUAUAGAUUCAGGAUCCACAGCAUCAAGUGCUGAAUUGUGUGGCAUCACUCCCCUGAACAACAGGAUAGUUGGAGGUGAAGACGCUCCAGCUGGAAGUUGGCCCUGGCAGGUUAGUCUGCAGAGAUUUGGCAGCCAUGUUUGUGGUGGUUCCCUCAUCAACAGAGAGUGGGUGAUGUCUGCUGCUCACUGCUUCUCCAGCACAAGUACUUCUAGAUGGCAGGUUUCUCUGGGUCGUCAGAACCUGCAGGGCAACAACCCAAACGAAGUGUCCAGAAGUGUUGCUGAGAUCGUGCUACACCCAGGUUAUGACAGUUCCACCAGCGACAACGACAUUGCUCUGCUCAGACUCUCCUCAGCAGUCACAUUCACAGACUACAUCAGACCUGUGUGUCUGGCAGCCAGUGACAGUGUGUUCAACAACGGGACUGAUAGCUGGGUCACUGGCUUUGGUGCAGUCCAGGAGGGAGUGUCAUUACCGUUCCCUGAAACUCUGCAAGAAGUGGAGGUGCCAGUUCUGGGGAACAGACAGUGUAACUGUCUCAAUGGAGUCGGUACAGUCACAGACAACAUGAUCUGUGCUGGUGUUCUGGCAGGAGGCAAAGACUCAUGUCAGGGUGACUCAGGAGGUCCGAUGGUGAACCAGCAGGGCCCCGUCUGGAUCCAGUCUGGAAUAGUUAGUUUUGGUUUUGGCUGUGCUCGGCCCAAUCUGCCGGGAGUGUACGCCAGAGUGUCCAGAUACCAGUCCUGGAUCGACUCCCACAUCAGCUCUGAUAAGCCAGGCUUUGUCCGCUUCACCUCCAGUGGGCUGGAUGCUGACAGCAGCUACACCUGUCCUGGUCUGCCAGCUCCUGCUGUUACUCUUCCUGCUACUGCAGGACCAGACACGACUAUAGAUUCAGGAUCCACAGCAUCAAGUGCUGAAUUGUGUGGCAUCACUCCUCUGAACAACAGGAUAGUUGGAGGUGAAGACGCUCCAGCUGGAAGUUGGCCCUGGCAGGUUAGUCUGCAGAGAUUUGGCAGCCAUGUUUGUGGUGGUUCCCUCAUCAACAGAGAGUGGGUGAUGUCUGCUGCUCACUGCUUCUCCAGCACAAGUACUUCUAGAUGGCAGGUUUCUCUGGGUCGUCAGAACCUGCAGGGCAACAACCCAAACGAAGUGUCCAGAAGUGUUGCUGAGAUCGUGCUACACCCAGGUUAUGACAGUUCCACCAGCGACAACGACAUUGCUCUGCUCAGACUCUCCUCAGCAGUCACAUUCACAGACUACAUCAGACCUGUGUGUCUGGCAGCCAGUGACAGUGUGUUCAACAACGGGACUGAUAGCUGGGUCACUGGCUUUGGUGCAGUCCAGGAGGGAGUGUCAUUACCGUUCCCUGAAACUCUGCAAGAAGUGGAGGUGCCAGUUCUGGGGAACAGACAGUGUAACUGUCUCAAUGGAGUCGGCACAGUCACAGACAACAUGAUCUGUGCUGGUGUUCUGGCAGGAGGCAAAGACUCAUGUCAGGGUGACUCAGGAGGUCCGAUGGUGAACAAGCAGGGCCCCGUCUGGAUCCAGUCUGGAAUAGUUAGUUUUGGUUUUGGCUGUGCUCGGCCCAAUCUGCCGGGAGUGUACGCCAGAGUGUCCAGAUACCAGUCCUGGAUCGACUCCCACAUCAGCUCUGAUAAGCCAGGCUUUGUCCGCUUCACCUCCAGUGGGCUGGAUGGAAGUAGCUACACCUGUCCUGGUCUGCCAGUUGCCACAACACCAACGACAAAACCAAUUACGGCAAAACCAAGUACUACUACCCAAAGUGCAACAACCCCUGCAAGGGAAGUGUGUGGCAGAGCACCCAUGAACAGCCGCGCUAUCGGUGACAGUGGUGUUGCGCCUGGAGGGAUGUGGCCCUGGAUGGUUAGUCUCCACAAAAACGGCGUCUACACUUGUGGGGGAACCCUCAUCUCUCGUAGGUUUGUCCUCACCUCUGCGCAGUGUUUCUCUAGCUCCAAACCAGAUGCCAGUGAGUGGAGAGUGUUUGUGGGUCAGCGACCUGUGAACGGCUCUGACGAGUUUGAGAUGUCUGUGGGUGUAAAGAGGAUUUUAGUUAGCCAGUUGCCAGGUAUCAAUAUUGCGUUGCUGAGGCUGAGUAAGCGGGUCAAUCUCCAGGAUUAUAUCCAGCCUGUGUGUACAGAUGUCAGCAAUUCCAGAUCCUUCCCCAUUGGCACGAAAUGCUGGGUGGCAGGAUGGGGCAAGGGCAGCAAGAGCACAGGCACUGCUAAAGCUGGCUCAAGCCUUCGAGACCUUGAAACUCAAGUUGCAAGUUGUGGGAGCGAUUCUGAUGCAGAGAACAUUUGCACUUAUGCUAUGGACCUUCAACAGGAGGAUCAAGGCAGCCCUCUGCUGUGUAAGUCAGACUCAUCUUGGUUCCAAGUGGCCAUUGUAACAAUGAGUCAAAGUAAAUCAGCCCGCGCUGAUAUCCAGGUCUUUGCCAAAACCUCAAAAUUCGGGUCCUUCCUAAGGGAGACAGUUGACGACAUGCCGACUCCCACAACAGGAAAUGCAGCAGGUUUCUCAGUUUCCAUUUUUCUCUCUUUCAUUGUCCCCAUCCUUUCAUUGUUUCUGUGGUCAGGCUGUUAGGUGUGCUGUCACUUGGGGUGGUUGAAGGAGUUCAU